GCGACAUUUGAGCGAGCAAGAUCACCAUGAGCUAUCAGAAUUGCCUAGUUUUUUUGCUCUUGGCAUUGCUUGCUCCCUCAUUAAUAAACUCCUCUGGGGAUCAGUGUCGCCAUCGAUUGUUCUUGCAAUCAGAUCAAGCUUUACAAACCAUUACCAAUCAGCUUGUUUCGCUGGCCAUUGAACUGGUGGACGAUGUCGUAGAAGAUCUCCUGGUUUUGGAUUCCCAGAACUCCGUUUUACUGGGCUAUUUAGAUCGCUUCGAUGCCUUUGUAGCCGUAAAUGCAAAUCACACUGAGGAGAAGCUCAAUUCAUUCUACGGCGUAGUUGAGGAUUAUCUCGAUUCCGACACUACAGGGGAUCCCCUCAGAGCUUCCAGUAUUGAGACCCAGUUGAUUGCCCUUUGCCUGCAGCGCAAUGGAUUCGAUCGAUGGAAGCGAACAGUUCAGACCAGAACAACCCAGCUCCAAAGACUAAUAUACAGAAAGCUCAGAAAACACCUGCAAUCUGUGGACAGAGAGGAUCGAUUGGCGGUGGAACGCCGGUGGAAGAGAAUUCUAACUCGUGGCGGACCCCGGAGAUUGGAGAAGCUGAGGGAGUUCGUCAAAUGGUUGGGCGAGUUCAGAGAUUAGAGCCCAGGCCAACGAUCUUUAAGACUGUAAGAUAUGCCACCAAGUGAUAAGAAGAGUUGUAAACUUUAUAUGCCGUGUGGGUGUGAACAUAAAACUUUUCGUUGCUAAUUAUAACCGACCAUGACUUUGAGUUUAAUUUAAAUAAAAAAAUGUA
This is a messenger RNA of Drosophila rhopaloa, 783 nucleotides long. RefSeq lists its product as uncharacterized. The record is from RefSeq and is a predicted model, not a curated record. Bases 27 to 629 code for a protein of 200 amino acids. The transcript has 2 exons. NCBI's taxonomy places the organism in Eukaryota, Metazoa, Arthropoda, Insecta, Diptera, Drosophilidae.